ACCUGUCUCCCUGCUCACAGCAGCUGUCGCCCACACAAGCAUCGAGCAUUUGCACUGUACGAAGAGGAGAACUGUGCUGCCAGGUACCGGCACCCCGUCUGUUGGAGGAGGGAGAGGGAGGGCGUUGAAAUCCCGGACUCCUCCGCAAGAGGAGGAAGGACGAGUAGCAUCCCAGAAUGAGUACCGUACCGGCAUUGUCUCACCAGGUGUCAGCAAAAGUUGGUGCUGCCACAAACUAUCUCCUGUCCUCGCCACGCAAAGAGGGGAAGCCAUGCGGAGAGGUUGUGGCCGGACUGAGGAAGCGUAACAAUCGUGACGGUUAUGGUUGCGUGACAGCGUCCGGGUCAAGUGAGAAACUUGGACAGGGGAGCGCGAUCUCAAGCUUGCGUCAUCUCAGCUUUGGGUGCGCGCUUAGGUCUGGGAUUAGCGUUGUGUCGCACAGUGCGACAAGUAGCGGGAGUGCUACGGUGCUCCCAAAUCGGCUGGUAGCGCUGUCUUCUUUGGCCAUGGCGGACGAUAGCGCGGCAGCUCCGGUGACUGGCGGGGUAACCCCUCGUUGUCUGAGGGUCGUUGUGACUGGCGCUGGCGGCAGGACCGGUCGGUUGGUUUAUCAGAAGCUCAAGGAGCGGUCGGGCGAAUUCAGUGCUUCAGGAAUUGUGAGAAGGGAGGAGAGCAAGGAGGUGCUCGGUGCUGCUGCACCGGACUCUGGACACGAUGUGGCAGUUGCGGAUGUCCGCGACCUUUCUACUUUCCAGCGUUGUUUAGAAGGUGGGCUGGAUGCUCUCGUGAUCGUUACAUCCGCAGUGCCGAAGAUGAAGCCAGGGUUCGAUCCUUCGAAAGGAGGCCGGCCCGAAAUGUUCUUUCACGACGGAUUUUAUCCAGAACAGGUCGACUGGAUCGGUCAGAAGAACCAGAUUGACGCAGCGAAAGCGGCAGGUGUGAAACACAUUGUGCUUGUUGGAUCCAUGGGUGGCACGAACAAAGACCACCCUCUCAACAAGCUGGCGAACGGCAACAUUUUGAUUUUCAAACGCCAGGCCGAACAAUACCUUGUUGACUCUGGAGUACCCUACACGAUCAUCCGAGCCGGAGGACUGCUGGACAAAGACGGAGGGAAGAGGCAAUUGCUUUUCUCCAAGGAUGACAAGCUGCUGGAAACGACAACGAGAUCGAUCCCCAGAGCUGAUGUGGCGGAAGUGUGCGUCCAAGCGUUGUUGCAUCCAGAAGCUUUAAACAAGGCUUUUGAUCUUGCUUCGCUUGAUGAAGGGCAAGGGACGCCAACCACGGACUUUGCAGCAGCAUUUGCCCAGACAACUUCAGGAAUGUAGUCAAAUGUAGACGGUAGUCGAGGGGCGGCGGGGCAGAAAUAGAGACUGGAAACAUAUGCGGAAAUGUGAAUACGAGUUGCAUGGCGGGUAAUUUCGUCCAACACGAUGAUGUCGUAGGCAAUGCGAGAAGGGAAGGGUCAAGGAAACCAACAAGGGUCGAAAGAAAACUGCAGGCCCAGGACAGAUCAUCAGUGAGUGCUUGAAGAAGCUAGGGAAUUUCUCAAGGAUAGCAACAACGCUCCAAGUCUUGGACAGGAUAUCAGAGUCAAGAGAGAGAGACACACACAGAAACACACACACACAC
Chara braunii is the source of this 1632-nucleotide messenger RNA. Lineage: Eukaryota; Viridiplantae; Streptophyta; Charophyceae; Charales; Characeae. The record is from the annotation of a GenBank genome assembly.